Oncorhynchus keta (chum salmon) is the source of this 1700-nucleotide messenger RNA. RefSeq names its product alpha-(1,3)-fucosyltransferase 4-like. The transcript has 3 exons. The record is from RefSeq and is a predicted model, not a curated record. NCBI's taxonomy places the organism in Eukaryota, Metazoa, Chordata, Actinopteri, Salmoniformes, Salmonidae. The coding region runs from base 559 to 1698 and encodes 379 amino acids. Gene Ontology annotation, cellular component: membrane. Gene Ontology annotation, molecular function: alpha-(1->3)-fucosyltransferase activity.
AACACGCUGCCUGCCACGUCAAGUAUUCUGCGCAGAACGGUGUAUCCAUUUGCUCAUGCAUUCAAAACGAGUCUACACAUUACCCAGUGGCAGAGAUCCUUAUCUCUCCUGACAGAGCAGAGACAAAGGAACUUGAUGUUUACCUGAGAACGGGCAGACUGGUUUUUCUCACAGCCAAGGGACAAAGGAGGAGGACCGUAACUUUUCUCCUUGGAAUCCCAGGUGAAAGACAUCCGUUAUUCUGAGUUCUAGACUACACCAGGUGAAUGGAGAGAUCAGUUAUUCUGAGUUCUAGACUACACCAGGUGAAUGGAGAGAUCAGUUAUUCUGAGUUCUAGACUACACCAGGUGAAUGGAGAGAUCAGUUAUCCUGAGUUCUAGACUACACCAGGUGAAUGGAGAGAUCAGUUAUUCUGAGUUCUAGACUACACCAGGUGAAUGGAGAGGAGAAUGUGACAGGGAAGUGGACGUUACGUUUCUAGAACGUUUCUGGAGUUAAUGUAAGAGGGGUGCUGGAUAACUUAAUGGAAAUAAGGACUGGAAGUCUGACUGGAUUUCAUGGAGAUAACUCAGUGGCUCACCCAGUGGGUAACAGGGGGUCGUUCUACCUCUCCCAGAGCUGCUGAGCGCCCCGGACUGCGCCGAAGCAAAACGCGUAGAGUGACUGUUCUGAGAACGUCAUGUUUCGCUGCUCUCGGCGGUGCGCUCUUUUUCCUCCUUGGAGUGUGUUUGCUCAAUCUCCCGGACCCGCGUCAGCAACCCUUCCCUCUGACUGAAGGUGAACCCAGAGAUGUCACCCUUCUGCUGUGGACGCACCCCUUCGGCCGUUACCGUAGACUGCCGGACUGUGAGGUGCGCUUUGGAAUCCGUGGGUGUGUACUGACCGACGACCGGCGCAUGUACCCUGGGGCUGACGCCAUCAUCAUGCACCACCGUGAGAUAACGACCAACGCCACGGCGCUCCCGUCUGACCCACGACCCCGUGGCCAGAAGUGGAUCUGGAUGAAUUUUGAGUCCCCGUCUCACACUCGUGGCCUGCGGCGGUUCGAGGGCGUGUUCAAUCUCACCAUGACCUACCGUGCAGAUUCAGACAUAUUCCUUCCUUACGGCUACCUGGUGCCCCGCCUUCGCCCUCACGCCAACGCCCCUACACACACACGACCCAGACGGCCCCACCUACUGGCCUGGGUCAUCAGUAACUGGUCGGAGUCGCAGGCCCGCGUGGCGUAUUACCGUCGGCUGGUUAACUACGUUGACGUGGAUGUGUUCGGGCGCGCAGGCAUGCCACUGCCAGAGGACAGCACUGUGGUGCGCACGGUGAGGCGUUACCUGUUUUAUCUGGCGUUGGAGAACUCCCAGCACCCCGACUACAUCACCGAGAAGCUCUGGAACUCCUUACUGGCCGGGGCCGUUCCUGUAGUUUUCGGGCCGCCGCGGGAAAACUAUGAACGCUUCCUCCCACCUGAGGCCUUUAUCCAUGUGGACGACUUCCCCUCUCCCCGCCUGCUCGCCCAAUACCUGUUGCUGCUACGCCGGAGCCCUGCCCUCCUGCAGAGACACCUGGUCUGGAGGAGGAGCUACAGCGUACACCUGACUGCCUUUUGGGCGGAGCAUUACUGCACAGCGUGUCGCGUCGUGCGGAACCACAGACUCCGGACGAACACCAUCACCAACCUUCAGCGCUGGUUUGAGUCCUGACC